Molecule: messenger RNA, 3582 nt
Organism: Monomorium pharaonis (pharaoh ant)
Lineage: Eukaryota; Metazoa; Arthropoda; Insecta; Hymenoptera; Formicidae
Product: 26S proteasome non-ATPase regulatory subunit 2
Exons: 15
Coding region: 447-3128 (893 amino acids)
Biological process (GO): regulation of protein catabolic process; proteasome-mediated ubiquitin-dependent protein catabolic process
Cellular component (GO): nucleus; proteasome storage granule; proteasome regulatory particle, base subcomplex
Molecular function (GO): enzyme regulator activity
Source: RefSeq, a predicted model, not a curated record
AUUCGUGUCGCAAUUAUUACAACAAAUAUGUCAUAAAUAAAGAAGUAAUUUUCAGAAUCCAUUUAUUGGAUCAUAUUACGUCUCGAAACUAGAUUUAUCCUUGAGCAGAAAUGCAACUAUGAAUACAAGCUUUAAAUAAAUAAUCGUUGCCACAUAUGUUAUUGGUUUCCGGAAAAUAACAAAACAAAAGCUGUUCGCUGCAUAUGACGGGUAGAAAAAUUUAUUUGACAACAUAUUAAUUAAAGCUUUGAAUCGUUCAACGUACGUUCAACGUUAUUGAAUCGUAACAAAAUAUAUAGUAACAAGAAUACUUUUUAAAUACGAUGAAUAAACGCAAUCAAGAUAAAGAAAGUGAUAUGGUAUGGCAUAUAAACAUGAACUACAAAAUUGCAAAAUCUAUUAAAACGUCAAUUUAAAAAAAUAUAAAUUAACUUAAAUGUCAAUCAAUGUUUAUUAUUAUGUACCAACAUUUUACUUCAUUUUUCGAUAUAAAGAAUGAAGAAGAUAAGAGAUUACAGGAAGAAUUGCUACAAGCAGUCGACGUAUUAAAAGUAAAUAAAGCUAUGUUACUGUCGUUAAAUCACCUGAGAAUGCUGAUACGUACGUCCACAACUUCGAUGACUUCCGUUCCAAAACCUCUCAAAUACUUGAGAAACUUUUAUCCGACUUUGCGGGGCAUAUAUGGAGGACUCAAGAGGGAAGAGGCAAAAAUACGCUUUGCAGAAAUGUUAAGUGUACUCGCUCUCGCUGGAGCUACUCCGGGAUCCAGAGACUGUCUGGAUUUUUGUAUUAAAGGAGCUGUGGAUAAUCCUGGAGAAUGGGGCCACGAAUACGUGAGACAACUCGAGACAGAGAUCGUUGAUGAAUGGACGAAUGCGCCGAUUAAGGAAGAGCUUGAAAUUAAAAAGCGCCUUACGCCGUUAAUCAAAAGCAUCCUUGCAUUUGAUAUGAGACACAAUGCGGAAAUACAAGCGUGCGAUUUGUGCUUGGAGAUUGAUGAGCUGAAUUUUCUCGAAGAAUAUUUGGAGCCUACAAACUUUGCACGAGUGUGUCACUAUUUAAUUAGCUGCGCAGCCUACAGCGAGGAUAUGGAAAGAAGACAGAUAUUAGAAUUUGCAACGGAGCAAUAUCUGAAGUUUAACGAGUAUACAAGAGCAAUUUUGGUAGCGCUGCAACUUGCAAAUUCGGAACUUGUUUUCAAGUGCUUCACCGCUUGCCCCGACUCUUUGACGAGAAGUCAACUGGCCUUUAUCCUCGCCCGUCUGCAAGAUCAACCUCUGAGAACGGAGUAUCAUGGAGACGACGCCAAAGAUAUCGAAGCGAUUCUCAGCAAUGGCCACGUGAAUACCCACUUUCAAAUUCUUGCUAGAGAACUUGACAUACUUGAGCCAAAACUCCCGGAAGAUAUUUACAAAAGCUGGCUCCUAGGUGGAUUUAAACAAAUAGAGCACGAUUCGGCUAGGGCGAAUUUAGCGGCGAGCUUCGUUUCCGGUUUCAUGCAUGCGGGUUUCGGCCAAGACAAGCUAAUGGCAAACACGUCGGACUGUUGGGUGUAUAAAAAUAAGGAACACGGAAUGUUGUCAGCAACCGCUUCUCUAGGCCUGAUACACAUGUGGGACGUCGACGGCGGAUUAAUUCCUAUUGACAAGUAUCUUUACACGAACGAAGACUACGUGAAAUCUGGCGCCUUGCUAGCGAUCGGACUGGUGAAUUGCGGAAUUCGUAAUGAAUGUGACCCGGCUUUGGCGCUUCUCAGUGAAUACGUUAAGUCGAGCAGCCAGAUCCUUCGCAUAGGAGCCAUCAUGGGAUUAGCUCUGGCUUAUGCCGGUUCCAGAAGAAAAGACGUCACUGAACUUCUUUCAGGAGCUUUAGCCGAUGAACAAAAUAAUAUUCAAGUGUUGUCGCUGAUUGCCAUCUCCUUGGGCCUUGUGAAUGUUGGUUCAGGGGACUCCGAUGUAUCUUCAGCUAUCCUGUUGAAAUUAUUGGGAUUAUCUAUGAAGGAACUCGUUAUCACGCAUUCUAGAUUUCUAUCAUUAGCCUUGGGAAUGAUUUAUAUGGGAACCCGGGAUGCCAUAGAAACGCCAUCCGCGGCACUCGAAGCUUUGCCAGAACCGUACAACUUUGCUUCACAAACUAUGUUACAAAUUUGUGCGUACGCAGGAACCGGCGACGUAUUAAUAGUACAAGAAUUAUUAAGGAUUUGCUCGGAAGUAAUCGAAGAAAUAACAAGCAUAAAAACGACACCUCAGAGUACUCCGAUACCAAGUUGCUGUGACCAAACAAGAUUACAAAAGUUAGAAAAGAAUAAAAAAAACGACAGCCAAUCUGAGGAAUCUGUGAAGGAUAUUGGAACUGCGCAAGCUAUAGCAUCCCUUGGAGUAGGUGUAGUUGGACUCGGGGAGGGAAAAGAAAACUCAAGAAUCUUUGGUCAGGUCGGAAGAUACGGUCCAACACCAGCGCGACGCGCUAUGCCCCUCGCAUUGGCAUUAUCCUCUCUGUCAAAUGCCGACCCAGCAAUCUUGGACGUAUUGAAUAAGUACAGCCACGACCAAGAUGCCGAUGUCGCUCUGAAUGCGAUCUUCGCUCUCGGGUUAGUAGGUGCUGGAACCAAUAAUGCACGAUUAGCGACGAUGUUGAGACAACUGGCAGCUUAUCACGCGAAAAAUCCAUCUCAUCUGUUCCUCGUGCGCAUUUCUCAGGGUUUGGUGCACCUGGGCAAGGGUACUUUGUCUUUAUCGCCUUUACGAUACGCUUCGAAAGUUUUAGACUACACUGCUCUGGCUGGUUUGAUGGUUGUCCUCGUUGCGUGUUUAGAUUGCAGAAAUCUUAUAUUAUCUCAGUCUCAUUAUUUAAUAUACUGCUUGGCGAUUGCAAUGGAGCCAAGAUGGUUAGUUACCGUAGAUGAAAAUCUUAAGAACCUACCAGUGUCGGUGAGAGUCGGUCAAAGCGUGGACAUUGUAGGGAAAGCAGGUAAUCCGAAAUCCAUUGUCGGUGGUCAUGUACAAACUACACCAGUCUUACUGUGCGCGAACGAAAAGGCGGAAUUAGUAUCGGACCAAUAUGAGCCGCUUUCCAGUAUACUGGAAGGUUUCGUGAUCCUUCGUGAGAAACAUGCUGCAACGAGUUAAAAACAUUCCAGUUUGAUAUUUUGCAAUGGUUUCUUUAAACAUCAGUCUUUCAGCCAUUUUGACGAAUUACUUUUCUCGGAAAACGACACCAAUAAACAUCCAUGAGUAAACAAGAAAUGAAAGGACUUUUUCCAGAUUUACAAAAAAAUUGUGGGAUAUAAGUUAUUUGCUAAUUAAUGCUACAAAGGUAAUAACGUCGUAAGUUUUUUCGUAUGUUUUGCAUUUAUUUAACUUUAGGGACUAGCGGAAGCAAUGUGCUCUAUACAACAGAAACAUACAUUGGUUCGCAUUGCACAGUGGGAACAAUAACGUUGCGCCAUGAUCAAGAGCGUCGUAUACAAAAGCAAUAGAAUCCGACGUAAAAUUUAGUUAUGAUAAGGACAAAACAAAAAGGAAUUAUACACAAAUGAGUUUUACGCGAGUAAAAUAUAUCUGUAAGAAAAAAAGAAAAAAA